AUGGCCUCGAAUGAUUUCGUAUUAUCCUGCCAAUGGCUCCGCUGCGAGGCCAUUCUAAAUAUUUAUCCCGAUUUUCGUCAGCAUCUUCUGGAGCAUUUACAGAUGGAAUGGAAUUCUCCUUCUAAUAUCUUUUGUGGAGUUUGUGGUGACCUGUUGGGUCGAGAUGAAAGCGCUUAUAGACACAUCUACUUUCAUGCCUGGUUGGUGUAUCUGUCUGCUAGAGGUAGUUUUUAUCAGACCUCCGAGAAAUUGCCGCCUUGUAAGCUUCCCGAGGACUUCAGCUCCAUCCCUGAUUUUCCCACACCUUUUUGCUGUGCCUGGAAAAAUUGUUGCUUUCAAACAAAUGAUGUGGCUAGUCUCUAUUCGCAUGUCUCCAAGCACCCACAGAUAUAUAUGCUAGGCGGCAGUGAUGAUGACAAAGACCAACAGUACGCCUGCCUUUGGGAUGGUUGCUCCUUUUCCUGCUCCCGCCUUGGCAACCUCGUCGCUCACCUGCGCUCGCAUACCCAAGAAAAGGUCGUCGCGUGUCCGCAAUGCGGCCUCCUCUUCACCGCACGCACCAAACUCCGCGAUCACCUCGUUCGCCAGCACCAGACUGAGGAUCCCACCUCCUCAACUGCUACCUACCAAUGCGCCUACUGCCUACGCUGCUUUGGCAACAAAUCUCUUCUGCAAGCGCAUGCCAACCGGCAUAUUAAUAAGCAUAUCUGCCCGCUGUGCAACCUGACUUUGCAUAGCAAAAGUGCCGUCAAACGUCACAUGCUUUUUCGUCACACGAACAAGGCUAGUGUAUCCUGUCCCCACUGCUCGGCUAGUGUCAAAGAUGCGCAUUCCUUGGACUCGCAUAUCUCUCGGUGUCAUCAACAGUCCAACUCCUCGAAUUCGGUUUCGGCUGUGGAAGGAAAACGCUCUCCUGGCGUUGGGUCACAGCGCUCCACCACAGUCACCCCAAUCGGUCCACUAGCCAUCGCCGGGUCUCCCAGUCUCGGCGGAGGUCACCUCUUCCCUCUACAGACGUCCACACCCACUGCCACUGCAUCGGUCAAGACGACUGUCUUUCGGUGCUCCGUAGAGGGCUGCAAGUUCUACUCCGCUACACGACCCGGUCUCUGUGUCCACAUGACUAGAAAGCACCCGCCCGAGGAGCCACAGGGUAACUACGCCUGCCACCUUUGUCCCAUGCGAACCACAAAAGGCUUCCUACUCUCACGCCAUCUCAUUAGCAAGCACAAUCAUCAGCGUCCCUUGGGACACUUUCGUUUCAAUUACAUCCUCUGCCCCGAGGACGGUCUCUAUCGUCUGCAGACCACACGGCUGGACUCCAUGGAAGUGGCCACAGCCCUUCUUGGUCCCCAGACAGUCGACCAACUGCUCAUGGGUGGUGUCACCGAGCAAGUGAAGCGACCUCAUUACCUUAAUGCCAUUUUCAUUGCUGCAAGAGCACGAGCCGACUCCCUCUAG
This is a messenger RNA of Echinococcus granulosus, 1461 nucleotides long. Its product is annotated as Histone H4 transcription factor. Bases 1 to 1461 code for a protein of 486 amino acids. The record is from RefSeq and is a predicted model, not a curated record. NCBI's taxonomy places the organism in Eukaryota, Metazoa, Platyhelminthes, Cestoda, Cyclophyllidea, Taeniidae. The transcript is spliced from 8 exons.